Molecule: messenger RNA, 1378 nt
Organism: Exophiala xenobiotica
Lineage: Eukaryota; Fungi; Ascomycota; Eurotiomycetes; Chaetothyriales; Herpotrichiellaceae
Exons: 1
Coding region: 315-1292 (325 amino acids)
Biological process (GO): ribosomal large subunit biogenesis
Cellular component (GO): preribosome, large subunit precursor
Source: RefSeq, a predicted model, not a curated record
CCGAUGGAUGCGAGCAGUCCGGCGAUACUACGAGUCACCUCGUUUGGUACGAGUAUUCCCUACACAGCCUCGACAGCUUGUACGUCCGUAAGUAUCACUUCGCAUGAAGUCAUCCAGUGAGUCACCAUGAGUUCUCACACCAUGCUGCUUCUCUUGGCGCAAGAUUCUACAUAACGUAUGCUUCUUCAGAAACCUACUGUAUGAACAGACCGUCAUCAACCCAAUUCGUGAACAUCCACUAGGAAGAAUCCCGAUCCGAAAGUCGUUCCUCUCAGCAUCUGAGGUUUUCUGUGCCCUACACACAUCCGACAUUGAUGCCACUAACGUGCGACACUACUACUACCACUCCAACUAUGGAAGGCGAAUUGGGUCGAAGCGGCAUCCUUGCUGCUCCACUUCGAGGGCAAACCUCCGACAAGAAUAGCGACAACACCGUCAAUCCGUCGUCUCCCACCAUCGACUACGAUUUCGAUGAAUCUCAAUGUUUGUUCUGCAACCAGACGAGCCCAGACCUGGACCAGAAUCUGUCCCACAUGUUAAAGGCCCAUGGUCUAUACGUAGACCUUACGAAUCUGUUGGUGGACGUCGGGUCCCUCCUCGCCUACUUCCAUCUCGUCAUUUCCGGGCGUUACGAGUGUCUAUACUGUGGAACGCAGCGGAGCACUCGCCAAGCGGUGCAGCAGCACAUGAUGGCGAAGGGCCAUUGCAAAUAUGACAUUUUGGACGAGGAUUCUGAGCUCAGAGACUUUUAUGAAUUCUACUCAUCGGAGACAAGAGAGGAACUACUGCAACAAAACCUGCACGGCAUGCGUUUCUCGGACGACCCUCAACUCCCAUCGCAGGUGAGACGGAGGAAACCAGGACAACCAAAGCCUUCACACAAACAUGGCCCCGACAUGACAGAUUCUCCGCUCGACCAAGCACUACCGACUCCGACGCCGACACCGCAAUCACACACUGAUACCAAUGCCGAACCAACCUCAAAUGCUGCCCAGACACCUUCUCAUUCCUUGGGCGAACUGAGCACAAGAGCGCUGAAGCAAGAAUGCACGCUCAGCAACCAACUCGCACGACUUCGUGCAGAUGACCGGAGAAGUCUUUUGCAUUUACCGGCUUCACAACAGAGGGCGUUGCUUGCAACUCACCAUAAACUGAUCGAGGAUGCCAGGAGGACAGAGCAAAUAGAGCGGACCAACUUGGAGAGUGCAGGGAACAAAGUUAACUGUCUGGGCAAAAUCAGGUUGAUACGAAAACCGCCCCAUACAGGGAAUGUCCACAGUUUGAAUAGGUAAAUCUUUUGGGCUCCAACAUUAUAAUGUACGUCCACUAUAUUUUCAAGUGGCGAAGGGCUAUUGAGACAGCGCUGCUCUAAUAAGAC